This is a messenger RNA of Neoarthrinium moseri, 522 nucleotides long. RefSeq lists its product as uncharacterized. The transcript has a single exon. Lineage: Eukaryota; Fungi; Ascomycota; Sordariomycetes; Amphisphaeriales; Apiosporaceae. The record is from RefSeq and is a predicted model, not a curated record. The coding region runs from base 1 to 522 and encodes 173 amino acids.
AUGGUAGGAAGGCUCUAUAUCAAGGUCCCAGCGACAGCUUACUUCGUGAAGGCCUCGUCUGCAUCAGAGGAGCGCACAUGCUCUCUACGAUCCAUGGAGCCCAGAAGAACCGAUGGUACCCUGAUAUACCGGAGCCUGCGCGACGACACUGAUCUGUCAUCAGACUACGAGUGCGACACGGACAAUGAUGAUGUAGACAAUGAUGAAAGCACCAUAUUGCCCAGUCCUGGUGAGUACGAGGCCCUCGCGUCGGGGAAUCCCUUUAAAGGUGAGCAUUCAGUGGGCGGCUCUAGUUCUUUCAGCGUCGAGGAGACCGCUCAAACCCAAAAGCUGAAUAAGGGUCGACUUGCGGGAUUCUGGGGUAGGGUCACCACCCGACAGACCGUCACUGAGGUAAGCAAGAAGCGCGAGACUGUUGAGGAGAUCCUCAUGCGGCUAAAGCGGGAAGAGGAGGAAGCCGAACGAAUAUUGGCAGCUGACGAAGAGGCAGCUCUAGACGAGCUGAGAACCCUCGGAGUCUAG